AUGUCGUUAGCUAGGACGAUAAGACAUGCUAGGGCAGUAGGAUUCAAGGAGUGGUUCAGGCAAAUGACGUAUAUUGGUGAUGCCAAGAUGGGUAGAUUAGUAGGAACAGAUCAAUUUGGGAAUAGGUAUUUCGAAAAUACCGAUCCAAAUGAAGAGGUACCAGGUCGACACAGAUGGGUAGAUUACUCUCAAGAUGACUUCAACGCUUCCCAGGUUCCACCCGAAUGGCACUCUUGGAUAUCGCAUAUUCGAAAGGAUGCUCCGACCGAAGAUCCUAUAGUCAAAGCCGUUACACCACCUUGGAAAGCUCCAUUCAUCGAAAAUAUGACUGGAACUCGAGGAGCAUUCAAAACCUACUCUACGACCGCACCCAAGAUCAGAGCUUGGGAUCCCGUUGUUAAACCUAGAGGAGGGAGUGGUCAACCUAGUGCUUAA
Kwoniella mangroviensis CBS 8507 is the source of this 435-nucleotide messenger RNA. RefSeq lists its product as uncharacterized. The coding region runs from base 1 to 435 and encodes 144 amino acids. The record is from RefSeq and is a predicted model, not a curated record. NCBI's taxonomy places the organism in Eukaryota, Fungi, Basidiomycota, Tremellomycetes, Tremellales, Cryptococcaceae. Gene Ontology annotation, cellular component: membrane. The transcript has 4 exons. Gene Ontology annotation, biological process: mitochondrial respiratory chain complex I assembly; response to oxidative stress.